GCUCAAAUGAAGAUUUCAAGAGAUCAAAACUGACCAACUGAAAAGCUCUGCUCACUUUCUUCCUCAAUUCAAAGCCUCUACGUGUGUUGUUUCUGUGUGUCCUACUUUUACAGCAAUUUUAAUGUCUACUUCAUCUUUCGAUGCUAAUCUCUUUUAGCGCGUACUUUAGGUUUCGUGUCGACACGUCAAAACACUUCAGAAAACAUUUACCGAUUUUGAGACCAAGAUGGCUUUACAGUUCUGCGAUGCGUUUUGGGGUGCUGACAUAGCCGACCAAUCAGGUUAUGAGGCUAUAUUGCAGAGGUUACAGGAUGGCAGACACAUGUGCAAAGAUGUAGAGGAUCUGUUGAAAAUGAGGUAUGGAAUGGUCCUCUAUAUCUGUGUGUCUCCAUGAAUGUGUUUGACUUCUGCUCUCACCCAUAGAGCAAUGGCGGAGGAGAAGUAUGGAAGAGAGCUGGUGGCCAUUGCUCGGAAGGCAGAGGGUCAAAUCGAGAUUGGUUUCAAAAAAAACAAAAAUGGAAAAGGGCCUGAAGCAAAAGUUUGGGGACCCUGCAUGAACAUUAAAGUCAUCGUUUGACAAGAUGAAAGCAGAGAUUGAGAAGACAGGAAACCUGCACAUCCAACUAUCUGAAAGGAUAAGGGAGGAAGUUCAAAAAGUAGAGGCAUUUCGAGAACACCAGAGGGAACAGAGAAAAAAGCUUGAAGAGAUUAUUGAAAAACUUCAGAAGCCUAAAAUUGUGCUACACAAGAAGACAGUAGAGUCAAAAAGGUUAUAUGAUCAGAGAAGUAAGGAGGCUGAUGAAGCCGAGCAAGCAGUGGGGAAGAAGACAAAUGUGAAUACCUCUACCCAUCGGCAAUCAGAAAAGGUGCUGAACAGGGCCCGAUUAUGCAUGCAAGCAGCCAUCCUGGCAGAAAAGCAGUACAGGUGGAAUGUUGAUCAGCUAGAGAAAACUCGCCAGGACUGGGAGAGCACAUACAGGAGCGCGUGUGAGGUGUUUCAGCAGCAGGAGUCUGAACGCAUUAAUAUCUUGCGCUGUGUGUUAUGGGAUCACUGUAAUCUGCUGUCUAUGCAGUGCAUCAGGGAUGAUGAGUGCUACGAGGAAGUACGGAAGAUUUUAGAGCAGUGUGAGAUCAUCACUGACAACAACUGCUUCAUUGAGAUGAAAAAGACUGGCUGUCGUCCACCAGCUCCCACUGAGUUUCAGUGUUACUGUGACAUGGACACUAAUGGAAGUGUGAUGGAAAUGGAAUCUGUUGUGGCGCCCUCUAGUGGGUGCCCCGAUGCAGACAGUAAGUCGGGUGAAACAUAUACUCCUGCUCAAGAAAUGGGAGGUGUCCCUGAGGAGAAGUACAUGGUGUUAUAUGAUUUUAAGGCACAGGAAGCAGAUGAGCUGUCUGUCAAUAAAGGAGAAGUUGUCACAGUAACUGAGCAAGGCAAGGAUGGGUGGUGGACAGCAUGGAGGAAUGGCAUAUCUGGGCUGGUCCCUGGAACAUACUUGACCAAAAUCUCACUGCAGAGUCACAGUACACAUCUUGCUACUCCUCACUCAGACCAUAAUCCCAUCAACUGGAAUUAAGCAAAUCUGGAUAUGUCUUUAAAAUUAGUUGAGUAGUCAUUACACUAAGUCUAACUAAGAUGAUCUGUUAAGCCUAUACCUAUUGUGCUGUAUGAAACAUAUCAGGUCUUGACAUGCUUGCUUAGGAAAUCUUUAUGAUUACGUGUAUAAUGAAGUUACUGCCACAUGUCACUGUUUUGCAAUUGUUUGUGUAAUCGUUUCUGGGUUAGGGUUGGAGGUGUAUGCCUUUGUGUACUGUCAAGACUUGUUUUAGAAUUAUUAAUGUGUUAUUAUUUUAUGUAUGUACUGUAGAUAUAUAUAUAUAUAUAUAUAUAUAUUUAGUUGUUUUGGUUUUUUUUGGGGGGGUGGAGGGGUCUUCAAGGCUCUUAAUUUAUAGAAUAUAGAGAAGGACAAGAAAGAAAGGGGGAACAGGAUUUGAACCAUAUUGUGGUGAUCUGUUGCAUCCUCCGCUAUAUGUCCAGCGCUCAGGGAUCAGCCUAAAAGAUCUGGGAUUGCACAUGCAAAUUGUGCUUAGCACAGAUUCUGUGGGAGCUUUUGUGCCAUUGCCUGAUCUUGAUAGUUCCUUUAGUGAAUUGGGCGCUAAACCAGUGCAGACAGCACAUGCAAAUAAACACAGCUUGUACCAGGUGCAAUUCAUUAUUAGUGAAUUCCCACUUUAAUGUUGUACAUUUGUUAUUAUGUUGUAAUUUAUAGUAGGCUUUUGUCUUUUUCUAUUUACUAUUUGUUACAUACUAAUGUGUUUUAGUAAGAAAUAUGUGCCCUAUUACACAAAAGCACAAGAACUAGACCAUGCUGACCUUUUUUGUUCAGUACAGUAGUAGUCUAUCCAGUCCAGUUUGUGGAUUAGGUGGACUCCUAGAUGCCUUGUAGACAGUACUGCUACCACAUUAACUCCCUAAAUGAUUACUCUCUGAAGCUCUUAAAAUAUGAAGUAUUUUCUUUUUCAACAAAUGUUUAUUGAAAGGAGUGGCUUAACCUUCAGAAAUGUUGAUUGUCAGGCUCGGCAGGUCAGACUAAAUAUUUGAGUUGUUUUAAUUUUCAUUCAUUUUCUGUGGGGUUUGAAAUGUUUGCAACCCUGUUACCAAAAUUUUGAACUAGUCUAAAUACAGUUUUAAACCCUGAUUUCUGUGAUUUUGUAAUGUACUAGCAAUAAACAUUAAAUAAUGUUUAAAUUAAAAAUUAAAUUGACAAAAUAUAUCAAAUAUAUAUUUUUAAAACUAGAUGCCAGAUUUGGUAUGAAUGAACGCAGUCGACACACCAAUAAUAAAAUAAUAAAAAAACAAUUUAAAUAAAAAAAACAAUUAAUAAAUAAAUUGAAUGAAAUGAAAUAUACAGUA
Myxocyprinus asiaticus (Chinese sucker) is the source of this 2914-nucleotide messenger RNA. RefSeq names its product proline-serine-threonine phosphatase-interacting protein 1-like. Gene Ontology annotation, biological process: actin filament polymerization. The record is from RefSeq and is a predicted model, not a curated record. Gene Ontology annotation, cellular component: cytoplasm; actin filament; plasma membrane. NCBI's taxonomy places the organism in Eukaryota, Metazoa, Chordata, Actinopteri, Cypriniformes, Catostomidae. Gene Ontology annotation, molecular function: actin filament binding. The transcript is spliced from 14 exons. Bases 582 to 1577 code for a protein of 331 amino acids.